UGUUAAGAAAUUCAUGAAAAAUGUCGAAAUAUUCGUAAUGGUCGGGCUUGGAGUUCUGUCUUCCUGAAGAGGAGAAAGUGACAGACCCGCUGCCACACCGCGAGAGGAAGAAGAAACAAGGCGAUGGCGGAAGCAUCUUCAUCGCCGCCUGCGGCCGAGUCGGCGGCAUCGAAGCAAAAUGGGAAAUCGAUCGCCGACAUUGCGGAGGAUGUCCAGCGGACGGUGUUGGAGUCCAGGGACUCCGCCAUUCAAACUGCUCGUUCUCUCCACCACAACUCCUCCACCCAUCUUCGCUCCCUCCAGGAAUUUCUGACAAACGCGAAAUCUCAGUAUCAUGCAUAUGAAGAUGCUUUCGUCAAUAAGGUCAAAGAUGAAGUCAUGAGUGCAAGGGAACAUCCUGGAACAACUGUUGGGGUUUCUGUUGCAGCUGCCCUCCUCCUCUUGCGGGGUCCUAGAAGGUUUCUCAUUCGUCAGACAUUUGGUCGACUUCAAAGUGAGGAGGCACAAUUUGUUCGAGCGGAGAAAAACGUGAAAGAUCUUAAUCUUUCUGUUGAUUUGAUGAAGAGAGAAAGUAGGAAGCUCUUAGAAAGGACAGCUCUAGCAGAAACAGAUAUGAAACGUGGCCUUACUGACCUAAAAAAUACAGGAAAUCAAAUCCAACGUCUUGCUAAAUCAAUUUACAAGGUUGAAUCGCAAGCAGGAGGUCUCAUGGAUGACCUACGUGAAAUUCCUGGUCGGGAGGCACUCAAACUUCGGGCUGAGGUUGCUUCAUUGGCAUCAAAUUUGAAGCAACAAAGAGUUGCAAUGGAGAAACGGAUAGUAAAGAUAUCUGAACUAGGUGUUGCUGUUUGAUUGUAGAGCAGCAUAAUGAGCAUCAGGAAAGUAUAUUGACAGAAAAAAAAAUCGUGUACCUGCCUUCUUUUCAACCAAUGCGAGAGCAGAUCAGUCAACGAGUUUUUCAAAGCUCGGAUUUUAUGUCCAAUAUGUUCUUCUGUCUUUAAUUUUUUGAUACCUAACUCUUACAUUGAUGCAUGAAAGACAAAUGAUUACACAAGGGUGAACAAUUCUUUGCGAUGGACUGAUGCCAAAGUUGGCUUGUCGCUUGUGGUCAUCAGGAACAAGUCGAUUGAUUGUAUUGCCGAUCAUCUGAAGCUUAGCCUUAUGCCCACAGUUUGCUCAUGGCUUGCAUAAAACAGGCUGAUGAGUCUUUGUCAUCCC
Molecule: messenger RNA, 1218 nt
Organism: Rhodamnia argentea
Lineage: Eukaryota; Viridiplantae; Streptophyta; Magnoliopsida; Myrtales; Myrtaceae
Product: RGS1-HXK1-interacting protein 1
Exons: 8
Coding region: 124-852 (242 amino acids)
Source: RefSeq, a predicted model, not a curated record